Molecule: messenger RNA, 210 nt
Organism: Penicillium cosmopolitanum
Lineage: Eukaryota; Fungi; Ascomycota; Eurotiomycetes; Eurotiales; Aspergillaceae
Exons: 1
Coding region: 1-210 (69 amino acids)
Source: RefSeq, a predicted model, not a curated record
AUGAUGAUCCCAGCCAGCGUGUUCGGUAGCGCUGAUGAUGCCCCCGGGCCCGUUGCGUUUCAUAUCCUUAAGCUCCAAUACAAGACCGCAUUGGAGAACGAAAACUACAAGACACCACUUAUCGAGCUCUUGCACCACAUCCCCCAAGUCCAGGGCCCCAAGCUUCACAUCAAGAACCAGUGGACAGGCGCUAAACUGGACCACCAGUGA